AUGCCUCCGCCGCCGACAACCUUACUUCUCCCACCACCUCAGCAUCCGGCACGAAUUCCCCGUGAGGAUGCUCCCAUCUCUGACUUUGGCGAUGGGCCAAUAACAGGCAACAAUUGUACGGACGAGGAACUUCGAAUCGCCUACGAUGAUGAAGAAGUUGAGCGAUUUCUUAGACUAUUCUCCAAGCAUGUUACGGAAGUUUAUUUGCCUGCCCCCUCCACGCCCCCUUCGAAACCCUCGACGCCUGGGCCUCCAAAACGAAAAAUAACCUUGUUGGGUGGUGACCUUUCGGAUAUGCUUUCGGACCCGGAAAUGAUGGAUGAAGGAUUUCAGGCAGACCAUUCUGCGGAAGAUGAAUGGGUGGACAUGACCAGUAGUGUGCCGGCGAGGGAGUCGUCCGAGAAAGGUGAACAGCCUAAAUUCAAUCCGGCAGCCAUUCUUGCAUCUAGCAUUGGUCCCUAUUUACCACCAGUCCCCGUCAGAACAUCCUCACCUUUUACCCUCGCAUCCCUUCGACUUGCAUUCCAACGGUUAUACAUUGCCUGCUAUCCGACCUAUGUCCCCCUCGCCAAGAAACUCUGGAGACUCUCGACAUGGCAAGAACCCUUGGUGUCCUUGGCGUAUUGCAUGCUCUACUUUCUUCUGUGGUGGAACAACGCCAUACUCCCUUGCCUCAUUCUUUCCAUCCUGUUCACCCUGUUCUGGCGGAGACUAAUGCCUUAUCCAACGGUAAAAGAGCUUAAUAGAAUGCGCAAACGCGCGGAAGAAGCGGAAGAACUAGGAAACGCCGUUUUUGAUACGUCCACCAUCACCGUACUUCUCUCAGCCGCAGCGAAUGAAAAUUUUAGGUUCUCCGAUGGAUGGAAGAUGUUCCGGAAUGCAUCGAAGCAGCGUAAAGAGAGAAUUCAACAAAAAGCUGCUGAGAUGGUGAAUUCGUCACUGCAAGGGGAUGAAGUGGACGAUGUUGAGGAAGUGGAGCGAUUGCGUAAGGAGGCACUCAAGCAGGCAAAAAUUGACGAGAAAGUCCGGGAAACGGAAGAGGAUUGGAAGAGGAUAUGUGUGGUGCUCAUGGAGUCGAUUGCUGAUCUACAUGAGAGAAUCAAGAACAUUUUUAUUUGGCGAAAACCAGAGGCGUCUUGGAAGUACGGGAUGAUCCUGACUGGUGCUCUCUUCGCUGUAUCCGUGCUGCCUACCCGCAUACUUUCCAAGCUCUUCUACCUUGUCGUCGGAAUCGUAUUCUGGCUCAACUAUACUUUCCUUCACAGAAUACCUGCGCUCUUGAGUGAUAGUUUAACAGAUGCCGAGGUUGCAACGGCCAUUAUAGCAGAACGCACAGCGCGCGGUGAACGCGUCUUGCCCACUCAGAAGUACAAGAUAAAGGAAGGAGAUGGAGUUUCCGCUCGCCCCACCCAGGUUCCCUCUGUUGGUGCGUCCAUGUCGACAACAACGGACGGAUCAGUUUUUGUCGCCGUUAACCCUAGCUCGGCAAGGCCAAAAGACUCUGCCGUUUCUCCGAGCUUCGACAAGUUCAAGAGCAUUGUGUCUGGUGGCAUCGAGCUAGCCGAUCAUGGGGUCAAAGUAAUAAAAGGAGAACGAAGAUUGGGCGAAACGCCGAACGUCUUGAGCUCCCUACGGCACCGUUCGGGGAGCGAGACCUCCUCUCAACUUGGACCAACUUAUCUCGCAGAAUGUCAUGGAAAAGUUGGUGCCAUCACACUCACUUCGACCAAGCUUGAGUUUGCCUCUGUGGGUUCAUCCAAACCCAAGGCGAUCGAACUCUCAGCAAUCCGUGGCAUUCAAAAGUCGGGUCCGUUUGGAGGUUUGACCAUCAAAUAUGAAGUAGAUCCCAGCGCAUCUUCGUCCACUGUCAGUUUGCUCUCCACUUUGGGCGAAAAGGGACUGGCUGAGGCAAAGUUUGGCUGGGUUAAUGGACGGGAUGAAUUAUUCGCGAAGUUGGUUGGCUGGAGAUCCCGGAUAUGA
This is a messenger RNA of Cantharellus anzutake, 1980 nucleotides long. RefSeq lists its product as uncharacterized. The transcript is spliced from 7 exons. Gene Ontology annotation, biological process: apoptotic process; negative regulation of toll-like receptor 9 signaling pathway. The record is from RefSeq and is a predicted model, not a curated record. The coding region runs from base 1 to 1980 and encodes 659 amino acids. NCBI's taxonomy places the organism in Eukaryota, Fungi, Basidiomycota, Agaricomycetes, Cantharellales, Hydnaceae.